AUGGGAAAAGGGGGUGAUGAGGCAUUGGUAGUGUGCAGUGACAAGAGCAUGGCAACAGGAAUAACAAUAUGGGACGUUGAGACAGGGGAUCAUAUCCUCCACAUACCCACUUGUGCUUCUCCUCGCCAUGGCUUGUUGUGCUUCAGAAAUCACUUCCUUUUUGCUUCUCAGAUUCACAGGCAUGGCUCUGUUGGAGGCGGUGCUGUUUUCAUGUGGUGCUUGAACAAGCCUCAGUCACCUGUGAGAAGCUAUCCAAUGGAGGCCAUUGGACCACUUUCUUGCACCAAGGAUGGUAUAUAUCUUGGAGGUGGAGCUCUAUCUGGGAAUGCUUAUAUUUGGGAGGCUUCAAGUGGAAAACUGCUCAAAACUUGGCGCGCCCACCGUAGAUCUUUGACCUGUAUGCUGUUUUCGGAUGAUGGUUCUCUUCUCAUAUCUGGUUCUGAUGAUGGUAUGAUCUGUGUUUGGCCUAUGAUUAGUUUGCUAGACGUAGAAGAUUCUGGAAGCUCCCCUCCUUUGUUGCACUACUCCUUGGAUCAUAGUUCUUCCAUAACUGGUCUGGCCACUACAUCAGGCAUCUCAAGUCCAAUUUUAGUAUCAAGCUCCUCAGAUGGCACAUGCAAGUUCUCAGAUUUGGUCUUGGGAAGAAUCUUGCAAACUGUAGUUUACCCGGUAGGGAUAACUGCAGUUGUUCUUGACCCAACAGAAGAGCUUGUAUUUUGUGGAGGCCUUGAUGGUAGAAUUUUCAUCAACAAGCUUGACAUUUGCCUAAUGGAGGAUCCUUUUUCCCUUUCACAAGAUCAACCAAUUAUGCUGCAAGGACACAAUGGAGCAAUAACUGCGUUGACUUUCAGCCAAUCUGGUCUGGUAUCUGCAUCUGUGGAUUGCACAAUCAGCAUAUGGGAUGCUACUCAUUGGACAAUCACCAAAAAAUUCAACCACCAAAAAGGAGGAGUAACUAAUUUGGCAGUCAUACCGCGGUCUGCGCUCCUUUCAGCGGCGAAUAGUCGAAAAGUUCUAAGCGCAUUUCGGGUUUCGGGGCUUGACAAGUACCCUCGGCGUUCUAACUCAUCCGAGGAAACGAUCACUCUUCUUUCCUCAAGCUGCUCCCUCAAAGAAAGCCAGAGUUCCUUCCAUUUUCAAAGCAGUAAUUCAUGCCAACAGACACUGGACUUGCAAAUGCAGAAAGACUGGACACCAGCAGCAAUGCAAAUGAAAGUGGAAACAAGUUUGGAGAACAGAAUGUGGGCAAUGAAGAUGGCAAAGCAUGUUAUGGAGAUGAAUCGGCAUUUGCAAUCGCGUCUUCUGGACUUGAUGGAGAGCAGAUUGUUAUGGUCCAAGGAAACCAAUUUACCCAACACAAAGAAGAGAAAGAAGCUCCUAAUGAAUAUGGUUGAGAGUUCCUCUAAUAGGAAUGAUCACCCAUUUCAAGGAGAGGAUCAAUCAAAUUUCCCGUGUUAA
Molecule: messenger RNA, 1458 nt
Organism: Morus notabilis
Lineage: Eukaryota; Viridiplantae; Streptophyta; Magnoliopsida; Rosales; Moraceae
Product: protein ROOT INITIATION DEFECTIVE 3
Exons: 8
Coding region: 1-1458 (485 amino acids)
Biological process (GO): rRNA processing; DNA-templated DNA replication
Cellular component (GO): nuclear pre-replicative complex
Molecular function (GO): protein binding
Source: RefSeq, a predicted model, not a curated record